Messenger RNA from Trichobilharzia szidati, 2114 nucleotides. Lineage: Eukaryota; Metazoa; Platyhelminthes; Trematoda; Strigeidida; Schistosomatidae. The record is from the annotation of a GenBank genome assembly.
AUUUAUGACCAAAUGUUUGUUUUAUCUUACUAAUGUGCAAGGUGGUAAUUGGAUUGCGGUUCCAGCUGAAAUGUUCUUCAUCCUGCUGCUUCUGAGCUGUGUAUCGUCCGAAGUUAUCAGGGUUAAACUCCACCCAACAAAGUCCGUGCAGCGCAAUAUAAUUGAGUUCGGGACGUCCUUUGAAAAUCUCAAAAAGCUUUGGUUAUCAAGGCUAUCAGGAAAUACCUCUGGUGGACCCGAAUAUUUGAAAAACUAUUUGGACGCUCAGUAUUAUGGAGAUAUAACCAUUGGAACUCCACCACAGACAUUCGGUGUUGUAUUUGACACUGGUUCAUCUAAUCUUUGGGUCCCGUCAAAACACUGCAGCUAUUUUGAUAUUGCUUGUUUGUUCCAUAGAAAAUAUGACAGCUCAAAAUCCUCCACCUAUAUUCCGAAUGGCACUGAAUUUAGUAUUCGAUAUGGCACUGGUAGCCUAAGUGGCUUCCUUAGUUCCGAUGUUGUUCAGGUAGGUUCAACUAAAGUCAGUGGCCAGACCUUUGGAGAAGCUACCCAGCAACCUGGGAUCACCUUCAUCAUGGCUAAAUUUGAUGGAAUCCUCGGUAUGGCCUAUCCUUCAAUAGCUGUCGAUGGUGUUACUCCUGUAUUUGUAAACAUGAUCCGCCAGAAUUUACUUGAUUCGCCAGUUUUUUCAUUCUAUCUUAAUAGAAAUGCAUCAGCUUCGCUUGGUGGUGAAUUAAUGAUUGGUGGUAUAGACAAGAAGUAUUAUACUGGUGAAAUCAACUACGUAGAUUUAAAGGAGAAAUCUUAUUGGCUAUUUCAAAUGGACAAGCUGAUAUUAUCAGACACAGCAGUAUGUCUGGAUGGUUGUCUGGCCAUUGCAGACACUGGUACUUCAAUGAUCGCUGGUCCAACUGAAGAGAUAACAGAAAUCAAUAAGAAAAUUGGCGGCACUUACUUGCCUGGUGGCAUUUAUAGUAUUCCAUGUGAUCGGAUCAAUAACCUCCCGAAGAUUGAUUUUUUAAUAAAUGGAAGAAAUAUGACAUUAGAUCCUACAGAUUAUAUAAUGAAGGUAUCCCAAUUUGGUACAGAGAUUUGCUUGAGUGGUUUUAUGGGUUUGGACUUGCCAAAGCGAAAGUUGUGGAUAUUAGGGGAUGUUUUUAUUGGUAAGUAUUACACGAUAUUCGAUAUGGGCAAAAAUCGUGUUGGCUUUGCUAAAGCUGUUAGUCCAGAUUCCAUUCAACAAAAGAACUAUUAUAGUCCAAUGAUGCGAUUGUUUCCUGCUCAACCUAUUUCUCAGGUUGCCUCCAAAGUUCCAAGCGAAGUAUUCCCCUUUUCAAAGCUUAUAGAAGAUAUAGUUUAAAACGUGUGUAGUACUUCACAUUUCACUUUAACAUGAUGUCGUUCCUAUUCCAUACUUUGAAUACAAUUUCGUUACUAUUGACAAUUGACACUAAUUCUUGUCAUCGUAUAACGACUGUCAUUUGAUGCUUUUUAUUUUACCAUCAUUUUUCCCCCCCUUUUUUUAAAAAACAUUAUUCCACUAAUUUCAUGACUUUUUAGAAUACAUUUUAUACACAUUCAUUGUUAUUGUUGACAGAAAAGUAAUAACAUUAGCUUUCAACCACCCAUACUUAUCACUAGUAUGUGUUAGUUACGUCUUUGCUUGUUUUCUUGACGCUCUUUACGAGGUCAUUCAGGUCACGUAUUGUGAUCUGAUCAUUUUGGUUCUCUGAAGAAAAAAUGUUCGUUUGAACUGAGUCACACGGGACAGCACAGUUAUCAUGCGAAGACUGAUGUGAUAGUACCCAGUUGCCCAGGCUAUAAAGUAGGUGGAGCAGGAUUCGAACCUGAGACCCACUGACUGAAAGUUGAGCAUUUAAGUCAAUAAGCUACCGUUCAAAGAUAAUCAUGGUGAAAUUUCACCUCAAAAGGUGUAAUAUAUGAGCAGCUAGUUAGAUAUAAUACCAAACUAUAUUUUAGUGUAAUUGCCUUGAUUUAAGUAUGCUGUGGUAUGUUUAGAUCUUCUAUAGUUUGGUUUGUAAGGGUUAGAUCUGUCGGUUCAGUGAAUAUUUAGAAUUCCUAAAUCCUUAGCAAAAAACGAAAAUAUGUAGUAC